This is a messenger RNA of Lodderomyces orthopsilosis Co 90-125, 1362 nucleotides long. RefSeq lists its product as uncharacterized. The transcript has a single exon. The record is from RefSeq and is a predicted model, not a curated record. Bases 1 to 1362 code for a protein of 453 amino acids. Lineage: Eukaryota; Fungi; Ascomycota; Pichiomycetes; Serinales; Debaryomycetaceae.
AUGCGUACAAUGGAGGCGAGCUCAACAAGAAAGAACCGCAAUGCUUUGCUUACUCAUCUUCUUAUCAACAGAAUAGGGAAGCCCUCACUCAAAGCGUUCCUAUACGCGUACCUUUACUUAGUUCUUCCAAAGGUGAUCAAAGCCAUUGUUAGUGCGGUGAAGAAGGGUAAAUAUGACAGGAUGAUACCCAGGAUGAAAAAAACUAUGGUAAAAGCCUUACACCCACGCAAGUUUCCAAUGUUUGCUGCGAGUUUGAUUACCGGUAUAAACGUUUUGGAACCCUUGGUGUAUGGACUUCUCAGGAAAACUAGAUUUUUAAAGAGACCUUCUUCGGCAUUAUUUGUUUCUACGUUGGUUUCAGCUUUAGCAUCGGCCUUGGUUACAUUCCCUUUAUUCCAAAGCCACGUAGUUGGUUUUGGCAGAUACAAUUCAUUAGAUCUUACCUUGUUGGUGGCUACCAGAGCCUUAGACACAGUAUUUUCAUCAACGUUGUCCAACAUUACCCCAGAUGGCAUCAGCAAGUACGGAGAUGCGUUACUUUUCAUCAUAAGCAGCACCUUAGUCAUGUUCUCUUGGUUUUAUCAUCCUGAAAAAUUACCCCCAGCCUACUCCAAAUGGAUAACUUCAGCAGCCAAUAUGGACCCUGAUUUCAUCGAGGUGUUGAGGUUGGUUAGGAAUAAAGAUUUAAUUUAUGGCCAACACGGCCCAUACGAGGAUUAUUUAACACCAUACUUUGAGAGAUAUGGUAGAGAUCCAAAAGGAGGAAACACCGUAAUAAACCAACCAAUAGACUGUGAAGCUGUACACGCUUUCCAAUGUAAAAGCUGCGAAUUACAUGCUUUGUGGAGAUUCUGGAGAGGCUUUAAGUUUGCAAUGACAGUAUAUGGGCCAUUGAAUUUGUUCAUGUUGGUGUUCCCGCUGCAAGUAAAGACUUCGACACGAUUGCUUAGGGCGUUGAAAUCUUCUUUCCGUUCGUCAUGUUUUUUGGGUGCAUUUAUUGGCCUUUAUUGGUAUGGUGUAUGUUUGGCAAGAACGAGAUUGUUACCGAAAAUGUUUCCCAAAAUUUCAAGAACAAGGUUUGACGAUACUAUCUGUGCUGCGUCGGGUGCUAUUAUGUGUGGAUUUUCGUCAUUCGUGGAGACCGCCCAAAGAAGAAAAGAGUUGGCAUUGUUCGUAGCCCCUAGGGGGUUGGGUGCUUUGGUUCCUUCCGAGCCUUCAAAGAUUAACUUGAAAAUAGAAAGUUUUGUAUUUUCUAUUAGUUUGGCUAUAUUGGUUGCAUUUUCUAGAAAUAGGUCAUCAAGUGUUAGAGGAAUUUUUGGGAAAGGUCUCAAACAGAUAUUUAAUGUCCAUGAAUACAAUUGA